AUGGCACAUUUUGGAAAACGCGAUGUUACCUACAGCGCUCUCAACAACGAAUUAACUCCGCCACUGGGUGGUCUGGCGGAGACCACGAAUGCAGCUCCAACUUUUAUAACACUGGACCACGAGCAUGAGGAUGCUAACAAUGUUAUCAUCCACAAAGUGCCCAAAAACAAAGGAGGAUGGACUCACAUAGAGGACCUAGACUCAUUUUUUACAAGAAUGUACAGAUACUAUGUUCGUGGUGGAUUUUAUCCGAUGAUAAUGUCCGACUUGUUUUAUUUGUUGCAAUUUAUUUUCAUAGUGUGGUUUUCCACAUUUUUGGUGUAUUGCGUAGAUUAUACAAAAUUAUUUAGGAAUGGCCCAGAUGCUAAUAGAAGUGAGAAAAUUAGUUUAAAUGAUGUUAUUCUUCCACCAGCCGUAUGUGUGAAGAGUGUAGCCUGGAAAUGGUGGUGUCUCGUCACACUGUGUGCUGUUAUUUGGCUGAUGAGGCUAAUUAUAUCAAUAUACCAUUUAUAUUACGCCUAUGAUACCAAAUUAUUUUAUAAUAAUGCAUUAAAAAUAAAAGAGAGUGAUUUAGUUUGGAUCAACUGGUCCACAAUUCAAGACAGAGUGAGAGAAGCCCAGCCAGAACACCACAUGUGUGUCCACAAACAAGAGAUCAACGAACUAGAUAUUUAUCAUCGAAUACUCAGGUUUACAAAUUAUAUGGUGGCAAUGGUGAAUAAAAAUCUACUUCCUCUGCAAAUACAUGUGCCUUGUAUUGGUGAUUUUCACUAUUUAUCCCGAGGGUUGAAAUGGAAUAUCGAGUUUUUAUUAUUUUAUAGUCCGUGGAGUCCAUGGGAAAACUGUUGGCAACUCCGUGCAUGUUAUAAAGAUCACUCAAAACGAAUGUUACUAGCACGACAGCUUGAGAGACAAAUAUUAUGGUUGGCGAUAGUAAACUUACUGCUCGCGCCUCUUAUACAAGCGUGGCAAAUACUAUACUUCUUCUUCAAUUAUGCCGAGUUAAUAAAACGUUCGCCAGCGUCGCUUGGUCUCCGAACGUGGUCGUUGUACGCUCGCAUCACACUGCGUCACUUCAACGAGCUGGAACAUGAACUACGCGACCGACUCAACAGAGCACACAAACCAGCUACUAAAUACCUUGGGAGCUUCUCAUCACCCAUCACCACUGUAAUAGCCAAGAACGUCGUGUUUCUAUCGGCGAGUAUCCUGGGCGUGCUAGUUGUGCUGUCGGUGUACGAUGAAGAUGUACUGACAGUGGAACAUGUGCUGAGUAUUAUCACCAUACUUGGCUGCGUUCUAGCUGCUGCCAGAGCUCUAAUUGGAGAGGAAGAACGGUUAGGUGGUGGGUGCACAGGUCCUGCUCGAGGUGAGGAACUGUUUGUCCAGGUCCUCGGUCACGUACACUAUCUCCCCGCCGCCUGGAGAGGACGCGCCCAUACCAAGGACGUCGCCGCUCACUUCCAACAACUCUUCCAGUUUAGAGCCGUAUACAUCUUCUUCGAGCUGCUGAGUCCGUUACUAUGCCCACUGAUAUUGUUCUCGCUUCGUUCCCGAGCUCUGGACAUCGUGGACUUUUACCGCAAUUUCACUGUUAGCGUACUUGGCAUUGGCGAUGUUUGUUCAUUCGCACAGCUGGACAUCCGACGACACGGUCACCCAGAUUGGCAUACACCCGGCAAAUUGAAAGGAGCCACAGCAAACGCGCAAUACGAUCAGGGCGAAGGUGGCAAGACGGAGCUCUCACUAGUAGCAUUCUCCUGCCGCCACCCUGGAUGGCAACCCACCGAGCCAUCGCAGCGUCAGUUCCUCAGGUCAUUGCGUCAGAGCAUGCACCAUGCUAUACCGGCCAAUAACCAUCUUAAUAAAACGAUGCUGGGCUCGUACAUUCAACAAAGUUUAUUUGGUGCUAUCACACCGUUGCCAGCAGUGCUCUCUUAUUACCCACAGCAGAAGCAGCCGUAUAGAUUGCCAGACAUGGACGAAACUAGUGAUGAAGACGAUGCUCCCCCCUCUGGUCCGACUCGCUCGGCCCAGUCUAACACUCCCCUCGGCCUGGCGGGAGUCAGCUCGGUACUAAGUACUAGUGUUCUUAGCACUGAAGCACCGAGGCAGCCUGGAGACGACACCCAGGACAUGUCUGUUAGCACGCUACAUCUGUACGAUCUGCAUCUGACUCAGGCGGGUCAGAACGUGUCGUGUUGUACGAACAAAUGCAGCGAGCGGCCGCGGACGGGGCGGUGGGACAGCGCGGAGGGCGAGGACACGCCGCUCCUCCACCGCCCAUAA
Spodoptera littoralis (African cotton leafworm) is the source of this 2289-nucleotide messenger RNA. NCBI's taxonomy places the organism in Eukaryota, Metazoa, Arthropoda, Insecta, Lepidoptera, Noctuidae. The record is from the annotation of a GenBank genome assembly.